AUGCCGGACUGGAAUAGCCCACACGCGUUGGAAUCGCAGGCGGUUGCGCUGCAGAGGCUAUCACUCGUGUUCAUCGGGAUCUACUUCUACGAAUUCGCGCAUUGGAUGGGCUUCGACUGGAUGCUAUUGACGAAGAAAGAGUCAAAGCGCACGGUCCUAGCCAGGAGCGUCAAAUGGAUCUACAUCGCAUGCAGAUACACAACACUGGCUGCAUGCAUCUGCCUUGCCUUUAUGAAUCUGUCGUAUGUCUCUUUCAACUGCCAGGCGUUCAUGGUCAUCCUCAAUCUGACUGGAUUCCUCACGGCAGCCACUGGAACGUUGCUACUCUUCGUUAGGGUAGGAGUCAUCUGGGAGUGGAGGAAGUGGGUCACUGUGACCUUCUCCCUUGUAUACCUAGCCUCAAUCGCCUUCGCUUUACGCUCUGUCAUAUUGAUUCGCGCAGUCUAUGAGUCGAGCCCCAUCGGCUCGUUCUGCGCCACAACGUCGGCUUUUGGGUUGAACAGACGGAACAUACUCUUAACGCUCAUCAUGGACGUCGGUUUGGUUGUGUCGCUGUUCUGGGGGUUGACGCGGUGGGGCGAGGCGCGCCAUGCGGGCUCUAGUGUAUGGCUCAUCCUGUGGAAUCAGAACAUGACAUACUUGGUGCUUGCGAUAGCUUUGGAAGUACCAAUGACGGUCUUCUUCUUCCUCAAUUACAAUGAGUUCAUGGAUCUGAUGUUCACUGUACCGGAGACUAUGAUCCUACCCAUCGCUGCCACGCGGUUCUAUCGCUCGUUGACGAACUUCACAGGCAAUCGCAACAACCACGCUUACGAGUCAACUGUUGUUCAGCCUCGGGUGCCACGAGUAGACAUCAGAGCACGGAAGGAUGCGCGCACUGAGAAUCUGUUCAUAGUGAACGGUGGCGAUAUGAUGAUGUCUGAGAUCGUGAAGUAG
Messenger RNA from Peniophora sp. CBMAI 1063, 936 nucleotides. The record is from the annotation of a GenBank genome assembly. Lineage: Eukaryota; Fungi; Basidiomycota; Agaricomycetes; Russulales; Peniophoraceae.